AUGGGGUUCUUCAUCGUUCUCAUCUCGUUCGUCGUCGGCAUCGGCGGCUUUGUGUUUGGCGUCGACUCUGGCAUCAUGGGUACCACACUCGGCCAUGACACGUUCAAGUUGUACAUGCUGGGGCCUACCAUGAAGAACGCCUCCUUGACCGGCGCCAUCGUCUCCGUCUACAAUGCGGGCCAGGCGGUCGGCACCUUCUUCACCGGGUACUUGGCCGACAAGAUCGGCAGGAAGUGGACGAUCUGCGGAGCGGCCAUUAUAGCCACACUGGGUGCUUCCUUGCAAGCCGGCGCGCGGAACGUGGGCAUGAUGAUCGCUGGCCGUCUCUUCGCCGGCCUGGGCUGCGGCAUGAUGUUGACCGUGGUUCCCGUCUACAUCGCCGAGGUCUCCCCCCCAAAGAAUCGUGGUGUUAUCGUCGGUAUACAAGGCCUGAUGAUCUCUCUGGGGUUCUGCAUCGCCAACUGGAUCGGCUAUGGUGGUGCGUUUGCAUCGGGCAAUGCACAAUGGCGCAUCCCGCUGGCCAUGCAGAUUCCCGGGGCGGUGGCUCUUGCCAUCGGAUGCAUCUUCAUCCCUUACAGUCCUCGUUGGUUGGUUCAACAAGAGCGAUACGAGGAUGCUAAAGCUGUACUCAUCAAGUUGCACGGCGACCAAGGAGAUGACUAUCUCGCCCAAGAGUUUAUCCAAAUUCGCGACCAGAUCCUUCUGGAACAGUCCGCGAAGGGCACCAAUUUUAUGCAAGCCAUCGGCCAACUAUUCUCGCGACAAUACAUCCGCCGCACCGGAACCGCCUGCUUCAUCCUCGCGAUGGGUCAGCUCAGCGGCUCGACGGUCAUUCAGAACUACCAAAACAUCUUCUACGCCACGGUUGGAUUCCACGGGAAGACCGCUCUGCUGAUCAGUGGCAUCUACGGGUUCAUGGGCCUCAUUGGGCAGAUCAUCUACAUGCUGUUUGUGGCCGAUCGAUGGCCUCGCACUCGCACUCUGUGGACGGGGUCCGUCUUCCUGUGCGUGAUGAUCUCCAUCUGCAUGGCCCUGUCCGCAGAAUACCCGGCCGGCACCACCAACAAAGCUGGCCCUCGAGCCGCCAUCGCCGCCAUUUUCAUCUACUCGGCCGGCUAUGCCGUCUUUUUCAACGCCAUGGUGUGGGUGGUGCCCUCCGAGUUGUUCCCCUUCUUCCUCCGAUCCAAGGGCCUGGGUCUCGGCGUCUUCACGAAAGCCGUGGUUGCGAUCGUGUUGGCACAGGUCACUCCGGUCGCGCUUGAGAAUGUCGGCUGGAGGUACUAUGCGCUCUUCAUUGCCACCAACUUUGCCGCCGCCUUCAUCUACUUCUUCUUCCUUCCGGAAACGAAGGGCAAGUCACUCGAGGAGAUUGCCGAACUGUUCGGCGACACCCUGGCUACCGAGCAGCUGGGACACAUCAACGUAGCAGCCAAGGAGCCCGCCAUCCACGAACAGAUUGAGAACGUGGAGAAGAAGGUGUGA
Capronia epimyces CBS 606.96 is the source of this 1482-nucleotide messenger RNA. RefSeq lists its product as uncharacterized. The record is from RefSeq and is a predicted model, not a curated record. Gene Ontology annotation, cellular component: membrane. Gene Ontology annotation, molecular function: carbohydrate:proton symporter activity. Gene Ontology annotation, biological process: carbohydrate transport; transmembrane transport. The transcript is spliced from 6 exons. The coding region runs from base 1 to 1482 and encodes 493 amino acids. NCBI's taxonomy places the organism in Eukaryota, Fungi, Ascomycota, Eurotiomycetes, Chaetothyriales, Herpotrichiellaceae.